Molecule: messenger RNA, 1938 nt
Organism: Diospyros lotus (date-plum)
Lineage: Eukaryota; Viridiplantae; Streptophyta; Magnoliopsida; Ericales; Ebenaceae
Product: probable inactive poly [ADP-ribose] polymerase SRO5
Exons: 5
Coding region: 632-1711 (359 amino acids)
Molecular function (GO): NAD+ poly-ADP-ribosyltransferase activity
Source: RefSeq, a predicted model, not a curated record
CGUCUUUGUUUAUCCCUUUCUCCAAGUAACCAAAACCAAUAGCCAAGCAACCGAAUACCAAACCAACACCCCCCCACCCCAAAUCUAUAUAUUUAUCAACCUAAACCCGCCGCCUCCACGUUCCCAGUUUUACAGCAGUCGGCUCUCUUCUUCUUCUUCUUCUUCUUCUCUCCCUCCAUGGACCAUAGCUCCUUAAUUUUUCCUUCUUUCUGGGUUUUCCUUGUUACUUAAUGUGCUUUCCUCCUCCUCCUCCUCCUCCUCUGUCAUCUUCAUCUUGCUUUCCGGGUAAGCUUCGUAUCCUUUUUCUUUCUUUCUUUCUUUCUUUCUUUCUUUAUUCUGUAAAGAUAUUCGUAUUCUUCUCGUCCCUGCGCCCAUCCUUUUCUCUUCUUUUCUUUUCUCUUCUUUUCUUUCCUUUUCCCUUGAUUAUAAUUCAAGGAUUUAGAAUUCGUUCAUUGUUGGGCCCUGGGGUUGGUUGGUUCGCGUCCUCUUCAUGCAAGAAUCGUGGGAUUAUCUCCAGUUGUGAGAUUAUCUCCAGUGUCGGUUCCCUACAGUUUAACUAAAGCUAAGUUUUCGUUCCUUUCAACAUAUUAUAUAGCAGAUUGAAGAUUCUUUGUUCACUUGGAAAUUUGUCAUGGAAGCUGCUGCUCGCAACGCUGCCCAUCAAUGUCGGUUAUUCUCUGUAAUUCCCACCGCCAUUAAUGGCAUUCCAGGUUUAGCCUUUAACGACAACAAUAACAUUACAAACCGUAGACCAGGCACCCAGUUUAAUCCUUCCUCCCUGGAAGAUUCAGUCUCCGGCACCGAUCAUGACCAAGAUCAAGAUUCAAUCUCCGAUUGCGAAAGCGGGGUUUGCGGAACGAACACGGAAACCCCCCAACUGUUUGACAAUGGCCUGGUCAAGCUGGACGAGGAAGACAGACUCCACGACAUCAUCAAACGCCGGUUCGUCUCUGGUUUGGGCUCUCUGGGGUCGCGAGCAUCUAUAGUUGCCAUCCACAGAAACUCUUGUUCCAGCUUCACCGCACAAGCCCGCCUCCAAUCCUUCCACAUUUUCGCCGGAGCGACGGAGAAGAAGCUCGCGGGGAGUCCCAAUUUGAAGUACGCCUGGUUUGGCGCUUCCUGGGAUGAGAUUCAGAACAUCGUUUCACACGGAUUUGGUCACUGCCAGAAGGAUGGAUUGUAUGGCCGCGGCAUCUAUCUUUCCCCUGACGAUUCCUCACUUGAAAGUGUGAAAUGCUCGGUUGCUGAUGAGGAUGGGUUGAGGCAUGUGUUGCUUUGCCGGGUGAUUCUUGGGAAGAUGGAGCUUGUCAGGCCUGGUUCGGAUCAGUUCUGUCCGAGCUCCGUUCAGUUCGAUUCCGGCGUCGACGAUCUCGUGGCUCCUAAGAAGUAUAUAGUGUGGAGUACCCACAUGAACACCCACAUCUCGCCGGAGUACAUAGUCAGUUUCAGAGCUCCUUCCUGGUCACCACAAGAUGAGCAGCAUAAGAUUGAAGGUGCAGCGAGGAAACCAAGUUCACCAUGGAUGCCAUUUUCUACUCUGAUCUCUGCACUUGAAAAGUUUUUGCCGCCUCAAACCAUGAGGCUGAUCUCCAAGUGUCACAAAGAUCACAGAGAGAGGAAAAUCUCAAGGCAUGAAUUGAUACGACGGGUAAGGGAGAUGGCAGGCGACAAAUUGUUAACUGUUGUCAUCAAAUCUUUCAGAGAUAAAUAAGCAGCAUCAUAAAAUCAGAAGGGGGAAUCAUCUGUGUGAGAGAGAGAGAGAUUAAUUCCAAAGCACAAAAAGGAGGACUUGGUAGCAGAAGAAACGCACACCUUUUCUUUUUUGGCUUUCUUAGUGUUUUGUGUAUUCAAACCUAACAUGGACAUGGAGGAAGAAGUCUGUUUUACUUAACAGAGAUGGUUUAUAGUAAAGAAAGAGGAUUUCGGUUCGGCCAGCAA